AUGGCAUCCUAUCUUCAAUUAACAAGUCUUUACAGCGUUUUAGUUAACAUUCUACGGUUUGGCCACGGAAAGUCAAUUUCUGUAUUGCCUCCAAAUCGUCUGAUCAUAGGCGGAAAUGACGCAAAGCGAUAUACGUGGCCUUGGCAAGCUGGGAUUCUAAUAGCAGACGACUUUAUAUGUGGCGGCACGCUCAUAGAAUAUGAUGUCGUACUCACUGCUGCUCAUUGUCUGUUGGGGAGAAGUAUUGAUACAUACAAAGUGGUGCUUGGAGAGUAUGAUAGGUCAAUCGCUGAAGGUGCAGAACAGUUCAUAAAAGUUUCCAGAUUUGAAGUUCAUCCAGAAUUCAAAGGAAACUUUCUUGGUGGAUUUGAUGUGGCGUUAUUAUAUUUAGCAAGGAAUGCUAGUGACAGCCGAGACGUAAAGACCAUUAGGGUAGCAGAAAAGGGAGACCUGGAAACAUCAAAGAUGUCGAAAUAUAGGUGUUUCAUUACAGGGUGGGGUGUUAAAAGUGUGGAUCAAAAAGAAGAAUUACUGGCCAAUAAACUUCAAGAAGCAAAUAUUGAAGUCAUUAGCAACAAGAAAUGCAACUCAAAGCGCUAUUGGGAUGGACUUGUUAAGGAUACCAAUCUAUGCGCAUUUUACAAGAACACUGCAGCAUGCGAGGGUGACAGUGGAUCACCUUUGGUUUGUAAGUGUGGCGGAUCAUUUGUUUUGGUGGGUAUCACGUCUUGGGGGUCCAGCACGUGCAGGAAUUAUCCUACUGUAUUUACCGAUGUUGCCAAAGUCAGAUGCUGGAUUAAAGCGAUGGUCAAAUCGCUGAGAGAUACACAUUGUGCAGUGGAGAAGUAAAAUUGUUUCUCAAACAAGGAUUGGAACUUGACUUUUUAUAAAUAUCCUAAUCAGAU
Saccostrea echinata is the source of this 905-nucleotide messenger RNA. RefSeq names its product chymotrypsin-like elastase family member 1. The record is from RefSeq and is a predicted model, not a curated record. NCBI's taxonomy places the organism in Eukaryota, Metazoa, Mollusca, Bivalvia, Ostreida, Ostreidae. Gene Ontology annotation, molecular function: serine-type endopeptidase activity. Gene Ontology annotation, biological process: proteolysis. Bases 1 to 849 code for a protein of 282 amino acids. The transcript is spliced from 6 exons.